Messenger RNA from Mollisia scopiformis, 1092 nucleotides. RefSeq lists its product as uncharacterized. NCBI's taxonomy places the organism in Eukaryota, Fungi, Ascomycota, Leotiomycetes, Helotiales, Mollisiaceae. The transcript has 2 exons. Gene Ontology annotation, cellular component: SUMO-targeted ubiquitin ligase complex. Gene Ontology annotation, molecular function: ubiquitin-protein transferase activity. The record is from RefSeq and is a predicted model, not a curated record. The coding region runs from base 1 to 1092 and encodes 363 amino acids.
AUGUCACAAGCAACCCUUUCUCCUUCGCCCAUUUUUGGAGACUCGCCGGCCUCAAACUUCUUUGGUCGCGCAGGUCCCUCUGCACCUUCCAACGAUUUUCCCUCCCUCUUUCGCCGUCGAACCUCUCACCCGCACAACAACCACAAUCAUUCGCAGCGAAGUUCGGUGGAAAUGGCGGAGGCAUCACAGUCUCAACGACCUCGACUCGAGCACAGGCAAUCGCAAACCAUUAUCGACCUUACAGACGAUGUCGAAGAGGCACCUGUACCCUCCCCACGAAAUGCGAGCCGUAAUCGAGCCUCGAGACCUCCGCACCUCGGCAGAAGUGAUGCUUCCCGAUUACAGGACAUGUCAGAUCUGAUAGAUCUUACAGAAGAUAGUUCAGAUGUUGUUAUUCUCAGGGAGAGUGCUGUGGAACGACCACAACGACCACAGCCUGUACGCCGUGAACCUCCUCACAGGAAUCAUUCGCCACCUCUGUUUGUGCCCAAUCGACCGCAACAUGGCCAUCUCGGCGGCGUGGUUGCUUCUCCUCAUGCUAUCGGAUACAUCACUGGAGCCGUCAAUCAUAUUGGGAACUUGGGAGGUGCUGUAAUGCCAGGUGCAUUGCGCGACUUUCUCGGAAUACACAUGCAUUACCAUGACCACUUUGGAAAUCAGCAAGCAAUGCCCGGGGUGAUGAAUUACCAAAAUGCAGCUUUUGCAGAGCGGAAGCCUGAUCAUGUCGCUCCUUCACCCGUCCCAGCAGGCUUCACCCGAUCUCCAAAAGACGAAGAUAUUGUAAUUUGCCCCAGUUGUGAAGAGGAGUUGGUACACCGGAAGGAAGACGAGGAACCUCCUGUGAAGAAGGGUGGCAGAGCACCUACGCGGAAAGAUAGAGAGGAGCAUCCUUUCUGGGUUAUAAAGGAGUGUGGUCAUGUCUACUGCAACAAGUGUUAUCAACUUCGGCAACAGGCUUCUAAGCACGAUUCGGUACAGUUCCGAGAAGUAGAGAAAUCUACUGGCAAGAAGGCUAAGAUUCUUACUUGCAAUAUUGAGGACUGCCAUAGUGAUGUGAAGAGCAAGGAGAAAUGGGUUGGCGUGUUCCUAUAG